Molecule: messenger RNA, 4166 nt
Organism: Pipistrellus kuhlii (Kuhl's pipistrelle)
Lineage: Eukaryota; Metazoa; Chordata; Mammalia; Chiroptera; Vespertilionidae
Gene: VANGL1
Product: VANGL planar cell polarity protein 1
Exons: 8
Coding region: 253-1827 (524 amino acids)
Biological process (GO): multicellular organism development
Cellular component (GO): plasma membrane
Source: RefSeq, a predicted model, not a curated record
CGGCGCCGGGACAGGAAGCGGAAAGCGGCGGCGGCGGCUCUGCCUGCACAGGACCCAGCGCAGGCCGCGGAGCCGGGGCCGCUGGAGCCGAGACCGCGGCCCGGAGCCCGCAGGCGGCGCCGAGAUUUGGUUCCUGUGGACGAGUGGCUCCGUGGUUCCCGGGCCCUUUGAGGUGUCAGGCACCCAGGGAACUCUCUACCUCGCCGGAGAACCAACACCUGCGCCUUCACCCCGAGCGAGCUGCCCAUUGCUAUGGAUACCGAGUCCACGUACUCUGGAUAUUCUUACUACUCCAGCCACUCGAAGAAAUCCCACAGGCAGGGGGAGAGAAACAGAGAGAGGCACAAAUCAUCCCGGAGCAAAGAUGGCCGAGGAUCCGAAAAGGCUGUCACCAUCCAGGCGCCCACCGGGGAGCCCCUGCUGGGGAACGAGGCCACUCGGACGGAGGAAGUCCAGGAUGACAACUGGGGGGAGACCACCACGGCCAUCACGGGCACCUCGGAGCACAGCAUCUCACAGGAGGACAUCGCCCGGAUCAGCAAGGACUUGGAGGACAGCGUGGGGCUGGACUGCAAGCGCUACCUGGGCCUCACCGUGGCCGCGGCUCUGGGACUCCUAGUUUUCCUCACCCCCAUCGCCUUCAUCCUGCUGCCCCCCAUCCUGUGGAGGGACGAGCUGGAGCCCUGCGGCACCAUCUGCGAGGGACUCUUCCUCUCCGUGGCCUUCAAGCUCCUCAUCCUGCUCAUCGGGACCUGGGCCCUCUUCUUCCGCAAGCAGAGGGCCGACCUGCCCCGGGUGUUCGUGUUCCGGGCCCUCCUGCUGGUCCUCAUCUUCCUCUUCGUGGUCUCCUAUUGGCUCUUCUACGGGGUCCGCAUCCUGGACUCCCGGGACCGGAACUACCAGGGCAUCGUGCAAUACGCGGUCUCGCUGGUGGACGCGCUGCUCUUCAUCCACUACCUGGCCAUCGUGCUGCUGGAGCUCCGGCAGCUGCAGCCCGUGUUCUCGCUGCAGGUGGUCCGCUCCACCGACGGCGAGUCCCGCUUCUACAGCGCGGGGCACCUCAGCAUCCAGCGAGCAGCACUGGUGGUCCUGGAAAAUUACUAUAAAGAUUUCACCAUCUAUAACCCCAACCUCCUAACAGCCUCCAAAUUCCGAGCAGCCAAGCACAUGGCGGGGCUGAAAGUCUACAACGUGGAUGGCCCCGGUAACAACGCCGCCGGCCAGUCCCGGGCCAUGAUCGCCGCGGCCGCCCGUCGCAGGGACUCCAGCCACAACGAGCUGUACUACGAGGAGGCGGAGCACGAGCGGCGGGUGAAGAAGCGGAGAGCGAGGCUGGUGGUGGCGGUGGAGGAGGCCUUCAUCCACAUCCAGCGGCUGCAGGCCGAGGAGCAGCAGAAGGCCCCGGGGGAAGUGAUGGACCCCAGGGAGGCCGCCCAGGCCAUCUUCCCGUCCAUGGCCCGGGCCCUGCAGAAGUACCUGCGCACCACGCGGCAGCAGCACUACCACAGCAUGGAGAGCAUCCUGCAGCACCUGGCCUUCUGCAUCACCCACAGCAUGACCCCGAAGGCCUUUCUGGAGCGGUACCUGGGCGCGGGCCCCACGCUGCAGUACGACAAGGAGCGCUGGCUGUCCACGCAGUGGAGGCUGGUCAGCGACGAGGCCGUGACGAACGGGCUGCGGGACGGGCUCGUCUUCGUCCUCAAGUGCUUGGACUUCGGCCUGGUGGUCACCGUGAAGAAGAUCCCCUUCCUCGUGCUCUCGGAGGAGUUCGUGGACCCCAAGUCGCACAAGUUCGUCCUCCGCUUGCAGUCGGAGACGUCGGUGUAGGCGCCCCGCAGGCGUGGCUUCGUUCGGAGAAGAGGGUGCGGAGGGCGGCGUGUGCGCGGGGGCCGCCCUGUGUGUGUGGCGCUCUGGCCGGCGCUGGACCCGCAGCCUGACCUGCACUUUAUUUGGAAGGAAGACGAGGUGUCGCCCUGGAGACCCGUGCGGGGGACACCUGGCUGGCGGAUGAUGGGGCUUCUCAGAGGCCGGCGGCUCCGGGCGAUCCUGUGGCAGCUGUAACCAAAGUGGAGCAGGCGGCUCCCGGAGCCUCACCUUACAGCUUCGUCCCGCCUUCUCCGUCCACACCUCCCACAGCUCCCAGGGGAGAAGCCAGCGUGUGCGUGUGCGUGUGCGUGUGCGUGUGCGUGUGCGUGUGCGUGUGUGUGUGUGAGAGAGAGAGAGAGAGAGAGGGAGGGAGGGAGAGAGAGAGAGAAAGAGAGAGAGAGGGAGAGAGAGAGAGUGGAGGUCCAGCUCCACUCCCCCGGAGCCAGGGGCUGCUCCUUGUUGCCUUAGGUCCCGCAGAGAGAUCACAGCAGAAAACGUGCACUAAUGCUUUGAUUGGAUCUUUCUUUUCCCAAAGAGAAAACCUGGCCGCUCUGUUUCUGAUCCCGUUUCCCUGCCCGCCAGAGCAGGUAGCCUUUGCUUACUCUGUGAGGGGCACCUGUCUUCACCCAUCCCCCUUCCCCCUCCCCCUCGGCAGGUAUACACACACACACACACACACACACACACACACACACACACAUACCACCCCUGCCUGGCUGACAGGUCCCGCUCGGGAAGCCCAACGGUCAGAGCUGCCAGGGACCUGGCCCUGCCCAUGUGCCUCAGGGGCUCCCAUGGGCUGUUUGCAUAAUGAAGUGUGGAUUGCCCCCCAGGUAGGCCUCAGGGAGGGCAAGCCAGCUGGCAUGGCCCUUCGGGCUGCAGCGGGAACCCCUCACCUGCUGCCCUCCUCCCCUGCUCUCCACCCACCGGGGAGGACGGAUGCUGGGUCGGCCUGGCGGCUUCAGCUGGAGCCUCUGACGUCCCGGGGAGUGCCUGUCGGGGGAGACCAGGCUAUGCCACCGCGGGGACAGCUGCUGCUGCCACCCAGCCCCUGAUUUCUGACCACCAUCACUGUGCACCCCGCUCCUGCCUCCGCCGCUCACUCCCAGGAAGGGCUCCGCGGCCCCUGGUGUUGACGUGGCUUGUAGAGUUUGGUCAAGAGAGAAGGAAUGGUGCCCUGGCCAGCGUGGCUCAGUUGGUACAGCAUCCACCCACUCACCAAGAGGUCUCUGGUUUCAUUCCUGAUCGGGGCACCAAAAAAGAGAGAGAGGAAAGAGAGAGAGGAGAGAAAGGGCCACAGAGUGUAGGGAAAGGGGAGCGGGGGCCAGUCUUAGGGUCCGUGAUCAGCUUCAAUGCAGCUGGUUCCAGGGACUUUCCGAGGCCUGGGCCGGGGCUGGGGGGAGGCCUCUGCAGGGGGUUGGGGGGAGCCGCACCCGGUUCUGGUUGCCUCCCUCUUCCUGUAUCCACAGCACACCUUUACCAAGUGCUCCCUCUAGCUUUGCCUGGGUACUAGGGUCCCAUCCCCUCACUUCCGUGUGUUCCCACACGCCUCCCCCCUCCUCGGUUUACGCAUCCACAGGUGGCACAGGAUUCGCGUGUCGUUCUUUACAUCAGAAUCGGCUUUGGAUGUUUGUACCUGAAAAAGGAAACUGUUCUUGCACGAACAGCCUUCAGGCCCAAAGGAAGGCGUGUUGGGAAGCAGGAAGGGAAGCCGGCUGGCCUGGCCUGGGCCCAGGUGCGCUGUCGCCACACGGUUCUGCUGAUGGAACACACACACACACCCAUAACCAUGGUGCUUCCGUGCCUCUUCGUGUCUGCCUGUAGGUCCCUCCAAGCUGGACAUUCCUUAGGACGAUGUCUUUCUCAGGAAUAUGUUUCGGGAGAUGGUGAAUGUCUAUGACUUUGGCCGCGUGAAGGUGAUCACGUCCCAGGCUCUGUGCGUCGGGAGCACAGCGGCGGGCACGCCCCGGUGUCCUGCACGCGGUGCUCAGCGACCCUGCCCGCCAGCACCCCGGGGCCCGGGCUCCCAGCCCCAUCUGCGGGAGCCAGCCCGGGAGGGGUCACGUCGGAUUGGCUGUUUCGGCGCCUGCAUCCCCAGCAGGCGAAGAAAGGUUAAUAUAUUUCCUCUCUCCCUGUGUCUCUGUCCCUCAGCCUUGUCAGACCUUCUGAAAUUACUGUUUCUGUUUUAAGGUGAAUACUGAUUUUUUUUUUUACACUGACUUUGUACGAAUCCUUUUUUGAAAGAAUACCAAAAUAAAAUGCAGGGUCUCUGGACACGGGCUUUGCACAUUCAAACCCUU